AUGAGCGAUCGUAGUGUUGAACGCUUAUUAAGGAAAUAUCUUGAUAAAAGAGACGAUAAGUUGGUAGAAAUUGUUGAAAGAUGUUUGCGGAAAGGAUAUGACUAUGAAAAAAUGAAAGACCGCGUGUCAGAUCAUCUGCGGGAUUCUUCUGUCAGGAAGCGUUUGGUUGAAGCGUUAUCUGAUUCUUUUCCCCAAUUCGCCAGGAAACGGAAACAGCGAUUUGAAGAAACCAAAGAAAGAAAUGGUGUUAGCGAAACAAGUGAGAAAAGACCUCGAUUUGAAGAAGAUAAAAAGCCAAAAUUUUCCGAAGAAAAAAAGCCAAAAGUGGAGUCAUUCUCUGCUGCACCUGUAGCUGCAGCUCCAAUUUUGCCCAUUAAGGUUGAACCUAAACAACCGAAGCAAGUGACAGAAGAAGAAUUACGCAGCAAGGAGCUGAUGUACCAAGCGCAGAUGGCUAUUGAGGAGAGGAAGCGGCAGUUAAAUUUGACUGCGAGGCCGGGUAUUAUAGCCCAAGCUGUAAUAUCAAAAGUUUCAAAACUGAAUACGCAAGAAGCCAGUCUGUUUAUGAACUAUUCUAUGGAAAAGAUUAACCGUGUUAAAGAAUUGAAAGAAAAAGUUGCUGCUCGUUCAUCCCUUCUUUCUUCAGCAGUCAAAAAAGAGCCAUUGACUGGUGCUGAUAAAAAACCGAAAUCUGAGCCUGAGGCCGAACAGAAAGUUAUAGAAUACUUAGAUCCUCGUAUAAACUUGAAAUCGGCUCAGAGGAAACCACGUGCCUUUGUGUUUCACAACAAAGGUGAGUAUGAAACCUUGGCACUUCGUGAAAGAGCUAAGGCGAAAUUGGCAAUGCUGCAGUCAGAAAUAACGCAAAUUGCAAAGAAAACCGGAAUGUCUUCUUCUGUAAAACUAGCUAUGUUAACUCCAUCUUCUACCUCAACGGCUCAAGACGUCCCAGAAAUAGAAUGGUGGGACGAGGUAGUUUUAGGUGGCAAUAGUUACGAUUUGAUACCUGGUUCAGAUGUAGAAUCAGAUGAGAAAUUUCGUAAGACCAUUACUUGUUUGGUGGAGCAUCCAAUACAAUUAAAGCCACCGGAUGAGCCCCUCCAUCCGCAAUAUUUAAAGGUUUAUUUGACUGGCAAAGAAAGACGAAAGAUAAGACGACAAAAUAGAAGAGAAGCUUUAAAGGAACAGACUGAAAAAAUUAGGCUUGGCUUAGUUAAAGCACCUGAACCGAAAGUGAAACUCUCAAAUCUAAUGCGUGUUCUUGGUUCUGACGCAGUGCAAGAUCCGACAAAAAUGGAAGCUCAUGUACGGAAGCAAAUGGCCGAUCGGCAGAGAAAGCAUGAAGCGGCAAAUGCUAGCAGAAAGCUUACUAAAGAGCAGAAAUCUGAAAAAAAGAUUAAGAAAAUCAAAGAAGAUACUUCUCUUGUGGUUCACGUGGCGGUUUACAAAGUUAAAUCACUCGCUCAUCCUGCCAAGAAAUUCAAAGUUGAAAUGAAUGCCCGUCAGUUACAUAUGACUGGUCUCAUCCUGUUGCACAGUAACAUUAAUUUGGUCAUUGUCGAAGGAGGUCCUAAACAACAAAGGAAUUUUAAGAACUUGAUGUUAAACAGGAUAAAGUGGAAUGAGGAGAUAAUUGGAGAGAAGAAAGAUAAUGUGGAUAAGGAUGCUCAGGGAGAACGAAACCAAUGUACACUGAUUUGUGAGACUAAUGGAAGUUCCCUUCAGAUUUGGGAAGGAUUGGCGAAGAGACGUAAUUUUGGAGAGGUGAAGUGCAUGAGUGCAACUUUAGAAAAGCAGGCCAGGGAGCUACUUGAGAAACAUGAUGCUGCGCAUUACUGGGAUCUCGCUUACAGUACAACUGUACUCGGAGAAGAACAAACUUGA
Molecule: messenger RNA, 1884 nt
Organism: Enterobius vermicularis (human pinworm)
Lineage: Eukaryota; Metazoa; Nematoda; Chromadorea; Rhabditida; Oxyuridae
Source: the annotation of a GenBank genome assembly